GUGUGUGUGUGGGUGUCCCUCACUCUCUGCAUGUCAGAGAAAGCUUCUGUGUGUCUGUCGCACCCAGGCUGGACUGACUGCUGCGAAAGAGCCGAGCCAGUGUCUAUCGGAGAGACCGUUAGGAGGGAGAUGGGAUGCGUGAGCCUUCCUUGCAGACUCAGGGAAAGGAAGAAGCGAAAGGGCUGUGUCUGAAUUCUAACAAACCACAGACAAGGAAACUCAAAGCAAUGGAUGCUGCUGCUGCUGCUGCUGCUCGUUAGGCCAAAGGCCUGGUUAAACUGGAAUUAAUGGGAUGCUUUCUUCCAGGGGACAAUUGGGUUGAAAUCUGAAGUGCUGAGGCUGCGCCUGUUCAGGCGGAGGGGAAAAAGGAAAAGAUGACAGAGGGCCGCCGGUGUCAAGUGCACCUUCUCGACGACAGGAAAUUGGAACUUCUCGUGCAGCCCAAGCUUUUAUCCAAGGAGCUGCUAGAUCUGGUAGCGUCACAUUUCAACCUGAAAGAGAAGGAAUACUUUGGAAUUGCCUUCACCGAUGAGACGGGCCAUUUGAACUGGCUUCAGCUGGACCGCAGAGUGCUGGAACAUGAUUUCCCCAAAAAAUCCGGAUUGGUUGUUUUGUACUUCUGUGUCAGGUUCUAUAUUGAAAGCAUAUCUUACCUGAAGGAUAAUGCUACCAUUGAAUUGUUUUUCCUGAAUGCGAAGUCAUGUAUUUACAAGGAGCUCAUUGAAGUUGACAGUGAAGUUGUGUUUGAGUUGGCUGCAUACAUCCUGCAGGAGGCAAAAGGGGAUUUUUCAAGCACUGAAACUGUAAGGACUGACUUGAAGAAGUUGCCAGCACUUCCAACACAAGCCCUUAAGGAGCACCCAUCUCUGGCUUAUUGUGAGGAUCGAGUAAUUGAGCAUUACAAGAAGCUGAAUGGUCAGACAAGAGGUCAAGCCAUUGUCAAUUAUAUGAGCAUUGUAGAAUCCCUUCCAACAUAUGGAGUACAUUAUUAUGCAGUCAAGGAUAAGCAGGGAAUUCCUUGGUGGUUAGGACUUAGCUACAAAGGAAUCUUUCAAUAUGACUAUCACGACAAAGUGAAGCCAAGAAAGAUCUUCCAGUGGCGCCAGCUGGAGAACCUGUACUUCCGAGAGAAGAAGUUUUCCGUGGAGGUGCAUGACCCGCGCAGGGCAUCUGUGACCAGAAGGACUUUUGGACAUAGUGGAAUUGCUGUGCACACUUGGUACGCCUGCCCUGCCUUGAUCAAGUCCAUCUGGGCUAUGGCCAUUAGCCAACAUCAGUUUUACCUGGACAGGAAGCAGAGCAAGUCCAAAAUUCAUGCAACAAGAAGCCUAAGUGAAAUUGCCAUUGACUUGACGGAAACUGGAACUCUGAAGACGUCCAAAUUAGCCAACAUGGGCAGCAAAGGAAAGAUUAUCAGUGGCAGUAGUGGGAGUCUUUUGUCAUCAGGUUCUCAGGAGUCCGAUAGUUCUCAGUCUGCCAAGAAAGACAUGCUGGCUGCCUUAAAGUCCAGGCAGGAAGCCCUUGAGGAGACUCUGCGCCAGCGCCUAGAGGAACUGAAGAAGCUGUGUCUCCGAGAAGCGGAACUUACUGGAAAAUUGCCAAGAGAAUAUCCCCUCAACCCAGGGGAGGAACCCCCAAUCGUGAGAAGAAGAAUUGGUACUUCUUUUAAACUGGAUGAACAGAAAAUGCUACCCAAGGGAGAGGAAGCUGAACUGGAACGCUUGGAAAGAGAAUUCGCCAUUCAGUCACAGAUCACUGAAGCUGCUCGACGCCUAGCCAGCGAGCCCAACGUCAGCAAGAAGCUGAAGAAACAAAGGAAAACUUCCUACCUUAAUGCACUGAAGAAGCUUCAGGAGAUUGAAAAUUCCAUCAAUGAGUACCGUAUCAGAUCUGGGAAAAAGCCAACCCAGAGAGCCUCGCUGAUCAUCGAUGAUGGAAAUAUUGCCAGUGAGGACAGUUCCCUCUCAGAUGCUCUUGUUCUGGAGGAUGAAGACUGCCAGGUUACCAGCACAAUAUCUCCUUUACAGUCGCCUCACAAAGGACUUCCUCCUCGUCCCCCCUUGCACAACAGGCCCCCCCCUCCACAAUCCCUGGAGGGUCUCCGGCAGAUGCACUAUCACAGGAACGACUAUGACAAAUCGCCCAUUAAGCCCAAAAUGUGGAGCGAGUCUUCCUUGGAUGAGCCUUACGAGAAGGUGAAGAAGCGUUCUUCUCACAGCCACUCCAGUCACAAGCGAUUUCCCAGCACCGGUAGUUGUGUGGAAGGUGGAGGAAGCAACUCUCUUCAGAACAGUCCAGUAAGGAACCUCCCUCAUUGGAACACCCAGUCCAGCAUGCCAUCGACACCAGAUCUACGGGUACGCAGUCCACAUUACGUGCAUUCCACUAGAUCGGUGGACAUCAGUCCUACUAGACUGCAUAGCUUAGCUCAGCACUUUAGACACAGGAGUUCUAGUUUAGAGUCGCAAGGCAGGCUUCUCGGCUCGGAAAACGAGACCGGGAGCCCUGACUUCUACACCCCCAGGACUCGUAGCAGCAACGGGUCGGACCCCAUGGACGACUGCUCCUCCUGCACAAGCCACUCCAGCUCCGAGCAUUACUACCCGGCCCAGAUGAACGCCAACUACUCCACCCUGGCGGAGGACUCGCCCUCCAAAGCGCGCGAGCGCCAGCGACAGCGGCACAAGUCGGCCGGAAACCUCGUCUGCUCCAAUUCCGGGAGCAUGCCCAACCUGGCCGCCGGGAACGGGGCCAGCCACCACGGGGUCUACCUGCACAGCCAAAGCCAGCCUUCUUCCCAGUACAGGAUCAAAGAGUACCCCCUCUACAUCGAAGGGAGCGCGACGCCCGUGGUGGUGCGCAGCCUCGAAAACGACCAGGAGGGGCACUACAGCGUGAAAGCACAGUUCAAAACGUCCAACUCGUACACGGCGGGGGGGAUGUUUAAGGAGACCUGGCACGGAGACGAAGUGGAUUCCGUGCGGCUGACCCCCUCCCGCUCCCAGAUUAUCAGGACUCCUUCCUUGGGGAGAGAGGGUCACGAGAAGGGACCGGGGAGGACUGUGGUGUCGGACGAGCUCAGACUCUGGUACCAGCGCUCCACAGCCUCCCACAAAGACCACAGCCGGUUGUCGCACACAAGCUCCACUUCGUCGGACAGCGGCUCCCAGCACGGUGGCUCCCCUCAAAGCACCUUCGUGGUGCACAGUAAGGUAGCCAGGAUGCCUCCGAUGUGCAAAGCAACGUCAGCUGCCUUACCUCACAAUCAGAGGAGUUCAACAACCACAUCUGGUGACUGUGGGUCUUUGCCCCCCAGCUGUCCGCAUCACAUCUUAGCUUGGCAAACUGGGAGCUACAGUGAUAGCUGCUACCUGGAUUCUCCCCUCUAUCCAGAACUAUCCGAUGUCCAGUGGUACGGACAGGACAAAGCCAAGCCUGGGACUCUAGUGUGAACUCCUCAACCUCAGCUGUUCAGAUGCAUCAAUGCCAUCCGGAAAAAUCACCUCACUGCCUCUCAUUUGCCUUACCCAGCUGCUCUGGCGCCCGACACCAGCUUCAAAAGAAAAGCACUUUCUGCAUAAGGCAAUUGAAGAUGAUGUUAGGGAAAGAACAACUGUGUCAGUAGCGAAAAACAGUCCUUCCGUCCCAGGUCUGCACACUCGUUCAUCCUCACUGCACUCCACCAAGAGCAGAGGGCAAGUCCCUUGUGUCCAUGGACAUUAAGGACAGAAAGUCAAUUCGGUCCCUUCCUGGAUAAAGUAUUCCUGUUUUUCAGUGGGUGAGAUUAUUCAAAGCAGUAGUUAAAGAUGGUGCCACAGCUACGACGAAUGCCCGUUUCAUUCAAAGGCAGGAGAGCUUACAAAGCUGUUCAGAGAUGGGCCAGAAUAUUGGGAAAGCAAUUUGUUCUGUGCUGCCAAAGACUGCAGUAACUACUCAUCCUGAAGCAUUUCUCUACAAGGAUUGUGCUUUUCAGAAACAGCAAUAGCGUUUAUGACCCCCAAUCUUCCUCUUGAUGUCUACAAUCCUGAAUGAUUUCAGAUUAGGUAAUAUAACCAAGGAUCAGUUGGGGGAAGCCAGUGGAGGAAGAAGUUUAUGGUAGGAAGGGAAAAUUAGUCCUCCUUCCAACAUUCCUGGGGAGAAACUGCAAGGAAGAGCAUGCAAUCCUGCUUGAAGAACUGUGAUCAGUCAUGAUGUAAAGAUGCCAAAAAAGUUUAACUAAAAAAAAAAAACCUAUAUGAGGAUGUCAAAUUAAGGGAAAGCAGCCCAGGAUACAUUGAACAUGAUCUCAAAAUAUGUUAUUACUAAUGUGGGAAAGGGUUUGUGGACUCACCAGGGAAGUGUCCAAGGCUUGAAAAAGGGGAGGUUGCACAGUGUUGCCGAACUAAUUUACCAGCGGAUUAUGGCCCUUUCCUCCAUUACUAAAAUGAACCAUCCACAUGAUAUUUCCCCUCCCCCCCAUUUAAAGCACGUUUGACUGCCAAGAUCAAAAGAGGGAACAAGUUUACGCAUACACUCGAGCAAUGAUUUUUAUGAAUCUAGAAAGCCAUCCAACUUGCAAAAGGCCUCAAUAUUUUUAUAAUAAACUAAGACACAAUCUCUGUGCUCUGGGGUGACCCCCCCCCCCAAACCCAUGGGCUUUCCAACAAGUCACGAUCCCUCCCUGUUCCUACGUUGUCUCUCGUCUUGAGUGCAGCGAGAGCCAAAAUGCACCUUUGGGGGACCUUCAUUGCCCACCCCUGAUCGAGUCAGAUCUUGGAGCAGGUACGCCAAGGCUCCACUGUGGUGCUACUUUGUUUUUACACCACUGGACAACGAAGUGUGUCUGCCUGUCCUUCACUUUUGUGUUAGUGUGUCAGCUUGGAAAUAGCAAAAAUUCGAGAGAGAUUCCAAAGAGCAAAAAACCACCACCUGCUUCCAUUAAGAAAUGCCUGUUUCUGAGAGAUGAUCAGGUGUGGCUAAUAUCCUGCAGGAGGAUAAAAAGAAUCUACGUGUCACUCAGCGGCGCUUGAAAUUGGCUCGCUCUGGAAGAAAAUGGGUAGCAGAAGGAAGACUCGGCAAAGCAAGGUUGAAAUGCAGAGGGGAAACAUGAGCAAAAAUGAAGGCAAAUUGCUGAAUAAUGUUUGGCCCAGCAUAUUAUUUAUUCCACCAGGGAACAUUAUGUGAAACAUCCCUACCCAAAUACAGUGGCAAUAUUAGGCCAUGAACAAACAAGGGCAUCCAUGGGGGAGGGGUCAGAAAAGUCAAGAUGGCAGCUGCCCACCCACUCCAACAGCCAUCCCUGGGAACAACUAUGGAAGUAGGCUGUCUAAUCUGGAGUCAGAGGAGGUUCAGCAUCUUCAUUUUAUGCUGAUUUGCAACCAGCGGGAUUUGAAAAUAUUCUCCCUUAAUAAAUAAUUUACAGUCACUUAUCAAAACAAGAAAAGAACUUUUUGGUGAUGUUUAAUUGCCUUGUUUUAUUAAGACAUGUUUUUAAGGUUAAAAUAACCAUUUCCUCUCACAUACUCAUGUCUUUAUGGUUUAUAGCAGGGCUUCCCAACCUUGACAGCUUUUAAGAUGUGUGACUUCAGCAAGCUGGCUGGGGAAUUCUGGGAGUUGAAAUCCACACCUAUUGAAGUUGCUGAGGUUGAGAAACGCUGGUUUAUAGCAUCCUUUACUGUCCUCAAGGCAGGGGACAAAUUAAACCAGGGUAUUGGGCAGCAAGAAUUAGACAAUUCUCAGCUGCCUCACCAAUUUGUAAUUAGCAGAGCUUUUUUCGGGGGGUUGUUAUUUACUACUUUAAAGCAUACAACAUAGCAAUUUCAUUAUUAAAAAUAAUACUGACACUUCAGUUCAAUCAGCACCUAGAAAGCUUGAUUUUUUUUUUUUAUUAUUUGUAUGCCAAAUGAUAGCCAGAAUACUGGCAGAUGACCAGGGUCAAAUGGGAAAGGAAUAAACCAGAGUUUCAGGGAGCUUUAGGUUGACUACAGAAUUGUCAGUUUCUUGAAAGGGAACCAAGCAAACAGUCUCACCCCAGUUAACAAGUUAAUGGUAUUAAACUUGCUUCAUUGCUUCAACAAGAUUUGGUCACAGCCAAGAACUCAUCCUUGGAUUGCAAGAUGCUCCUUCCCUGGGCAUUUUGGACCCAUCUAGUCUAGCAUGAGAUCUGGUGUGUUGUUGAGCAGAAAAACAACUCUACCCCACACCCCAGCCUGGCUGCAAAGUUAAUUUUUUUUUUAAAAAAAUAACCACAUCCUUCAGCUAGUUUGCAUAUGGUCCUGGGGCAUUUUUGUUGUGGGGAGAAAGCGGGGUGAUUUUCAAUCUAUUUUUAUUUCUUUCAACCAGGGCACUUGUGAGCCAGUCUGGUAGUAAAGACAGAGAUUAAGUAAAACAGGUUUUACUGUUUAACUCAAUUCAGUGAUACAGAAAUGUACAUAGAAUGUUAAUCAGGAGAUUAACAUGUUCUGAGUAUAACAUGAAGGGGUAUCCGCAGCUACUGUAUACAGGCACUUGAUUACCCCAAUAAUAUGCCCCUUGAAUUCUGCUUUUAUAUAGAUUAAAAAGGCCCUAGGUCUGAAAAUGCUUUUGGUCUGUAUGUACAAACCGCCCCUUCUUUCUCCCGCUUUGUACAUGCAUUCACACCAUAUCAAAUGGUGGGCAGGGUUUAUUUUUUAAAUGAUAUUAUAUGCAGUUGAGUGUUGAAGAUGUUGGGGGGGGGGAAAGGAUGUUGGUUUUGUUUUUCAACCCAAUAUUAGUUUUGGAUAUAGCAGACCCAUUCAGGUGCUGUCAUGACGACCAGCUAUACUGCUUAGUUAAUUAGUUAUAAAGAAGGUGCACAUAUGCACGCAUAUGGCGUAUGAUCGACCCUAGUUCCAAUUUUUUUCAAAAAAAAAAAAAAAAAGCUCUUCUGAAAUUGACUGUAAAGCAUGUAAAAUGAUUUUGACUCCUGUGCAGCAGUGGUCAAGAAGAAGAAAAGAUACGCUGUAGAAAGAGUUGCAGAAUUUUUUUUUUUAAAUCAGCUUUUAAUUUAUUCUUUUUGUAUUAAGAAUUUGUAUAGUUAUCUUUACAUUUUGCAAAAACAGUGUUGUCAACACUUCCUUAUUAAAGCAUUUUCAAGAUGAAAGUC
This is a messenger RNA of Candoia aspera, 7102 nucleotides long. RefSeq names its product FERM domain containing 4A (gene FRMD4A). Gene Ontology annotation, biological process: establishment of epithelial cell polarity. The transcript has 23 exons. Bases 375 to 3452 code for a protein of 1025 amino acids. NCBI's taxonomy places the organism in Eukaryota, Metazoa, Chordata, Lepidosauria, Squamata, Candoiidae. The record is from RefSeq and is a predicted model, not a curated record. Gene Ontology annotation, cellular component: cytoskeleton; bicellular tight junction; adherens junction.